Messenger RNA from Aspergillus affinis, 1152 nucleotides. Its product is annotated as putative cellulase. Gene Ontology annotation, cellular component: cell surface; extracellular region. Gene Ontology annotation, biological process: glucan catabolic process. NCBI's taxonomy places the organism in Eukaryota, Fungi, Ascomycota, Eurotiomycetes, Eurotiales, Aspergillaceae. The transcript has a single exon. Bases 1 to 1152 code for a protein of 383 amino acids. Gene Ontology annotation, molecular function: glucan exo-1,3-beta-glucosidase activity. The record is from RefSeq and is a predicted model, not a curated record.
AUGCACAUCCCCAAGCUCGCCCUCGUUUCCGGCCUCCUCACCCACGCUACAGCCGGGUACCUCGACUGGCGCACGCACACCGUCCACGGCGUGAACCUCGGCGGCUGGCUGUGUCAAGAAUCCACCAUCGACACGACCUGGUGGGCCGCCAACUCCCUCGGGGCCCCAGACGAAUGGGGCCUCUGCGCCAACCAGGGCUCCAAAUGCGGUUCUAUUCUCGAACGGCGAUACGCAACUUUCAUCACGCCCAAGGAUAUCGACACCCUACACGAAGCGGGGAUCAACACCCUCCGCAUCCCCACGACCUACGCCGCUUGGCUCAAAGUCCCCGGGUCGCAGCUCUACACGGGCAACCAGCUUUCGUUUCUCCGGGAUAUUUCGACCUACGCGAUCACGAAGCACGACAUGCACGUCAUCAUCGAUGUCCAUUCCCUUCCUGGCGGGGUGAACGGGAUGCCUUUCGGCGAAGCAGAGGGACAUUACGGAUGGUUCCAUAACGAGACGGCAAUGAAGUACUCUCUGAACGUGAUCGACGAGGUUAUCGACUUUGUGCAAACUUCCGAACAUCCAGACGGGUACUCUAUCGCGCCGAUCAACGAGCCAGUCGAUAACAAAGAUAUGUCAGCGUUUGGCUCGCCGGCCGCAUUGUCAGACGAAGGAGCAGCCUGGACACUAUCUUACAUCCAGUCGGUGAUCUCCAAGGUUGAGAAAGUAAACGCGAAGAUUCCCAUCGUUUUCCAAGGCAGCUUCCGUCCCGAGAGUUUCUGGUCUCCCAACUUUAAGAAUACUACGAACCUCGUGUUUGAUGUCCACAACUACUAUUUCGCCGGAAGAGGAGCCACAGGAGCAAACAUCACCGAAUAUAUCUGUGAAGACGCGAUCGCCUCAGCAGGAGACGGCAAGUUCCCGACGUUUGUGGGCGAGUGGUCGAUCGAGGCUGAGAAGGCCAAUACGCUGGCCGGGCGUCAGAGGGCCCUGAACACGGGGCUUUAUGCGUUUGAAGAACACACGAGGGGAAGUUCGUUCUGGACGGCCAAGUUCUCGGGCAAUGCGACAGUGAGUGGGGAGGGAAGGCAGAGCGAUUAUUGGAAUUAUAUGACAUGGAUUGAGGAAGAUAUGAUCGACCCGGAGGAGGGAAAGAGUGUUUGUUGA